AUGUCCACGACGGUUGCUGUCUCUCUCGCCCCGGAAUGCGCGAUAGAAGUGGCAUGCCACAUCCCCGAUAGCGCUUGAAAGACAGGGGCAUCAAGACAGAAGGAAAAGAAAAGAAGAAAAAACUAGCAAUGGAGACUUCACCUCCGGCAAGCUCCAACAAUGUGACCGUCGCGUAUACCGAUCCCUCCGGGCUAUUCCCGCUUGUGCAGCCGAUCAUCGAGCGCAAGCUACCCCUGCGAAACCUGCAUUGGAAGUCGCCGAGCCGGCCGGCACGGUCCAUCGAGUCGCUGCAUAUCGGGUUUGUGCCGGAGAAGCAUGAGGCGGAAGUGGCAUCGUCCAGCGAUUUGACGGCGGCGACAGCCGUGCCUCACCGACGGCACCAGAUCCCCGGGUUGCGGCAGACGCCGUAUCUGAAGAUCUAUCUACUGCGGUGCGAUGACAACGACACCUACAAGGCGAGCGCGAGGAAGGCGCUGCGCGAAUGGAUCAAGGCGCACGGGUCGACGCCGCUGUCGAGCACGCCGGGCAGCAGUAGCCAGGAGAAGCACGAUGCGUUCGAGUGGCUGAUCAUCCAUGUGGUGUCGGAGGCUGAGGGCGCGGGGAAAGCGGCGACAACGGCCUCGAAAUGGGGCCGCACGGCCACCACGGUGCUGGAGAAGGUCAAGGCCGACUUCAAUGGGUCGUCCAAGUCGGCCGUCGACCGCGUCGUCCAGCUGCGACUGCCCCAGCAGGCAGGGGGAGGGGUUCCAGCACCGGUGCUGCAGCAGCAGGCUGCGGACUUGGCGGAACAGCUGGAGGAUUUGGUCGAGAAGGUGCAGAACGGGAUCCUCGCCUCGUUCGACCUGCGGGUCGCUCAGUACGAAGAGGAUAUCAAGGAGAAGGAUUCGCAGCGGAGUCUGCCCGGGUGGAACUUUUGCACAUUCUUCAUCUUGAAAGAGGGUCUGGCACGUGGGUUUGAGAACGUGGGUCUGUUUGAAGACGCCCUCGCGGGCUAUGACGAGCUGUCUCUGGGUUUGGAUAUUGCCAUCCGCGAACAACUGCAGGCGCCAGGCGAUCAGCUUGGAAGCGCGCUGUUGGCCAGCACUCCGGAAUGGAAGGACACGGCAAUGAAGGCGCUGGAACAGUCAUCAUCGGCCAAUCUUCAGAAGAAGAAAGAUGGAGGUAGUGAUGACAAUGAUAAUGACGAUGACGAUGAUGACGACGACAACAACAACAACGACAACAACGAAGAGUUUAUUCCAACCUUGGACAUCGAAGAAAAGGAUUUCCCUCUCGAUUCCACUAGGAAGCCGUAUCGCGAGAUGAUCCUGGCGAACAAUAUUUCGAUUUUCGAUUUCCGAACCUACGUCUUCUCCCGGCAAUUGACUCUACUACUUCGGGCAGCCAGGGCCCCCUGGUUGAUUGGGAAAGAGGCUGCAAGCAACCAAAGACCGGUUAACAAAAGCAAGAAGCCGGAAGACCUAUUGCUUCUCGCAGAGAUCUGUGAUCGCAGCACAGAGUUUAUCGCCAUGGCUGCGCGCAUCCUGAGAUAUGACUUGACGCGUGGUUUGUCCGAUGUCGAUCACGUUGUCAAGGCAGACGUGAUCGGUAACAUCGUCUCCUCGUGGGCCUAUGCUGCGGUAUGCCAGAUCCUCCGGCAGAUCUUCACCAAUAGUCUCACCAUUCCCGAGUCUUCUCUCCAUCCUGGGGGUCCGUCGAGUACACCUGGGACAGCAGCUGGUGGUGGGCCUGAAGCGGCCCGGUCAAAUGUGCCCCGGAGAUCCAGCUCGUUGCUCACACCGUCUGCGACGCGUUCCAAUCGGUCCGCCAGCCUGGAUGUCCACCCGGCAGAGGCGGCUCCUGCGGGCCAUCAAUUGAGACGUCAGACUCUAGACACGCAAAAGCAGCCGCCAAAGAUCACUCCAAAGACAGGGUCUGAACAGCUGGCUUCCGGUAGGGGCGAAUUGCUUUCUUUCGCUCGGCGCGUCCUCGAAGAGAUUGCUGGUCGCCUGGGCUGGUCGGAAAGAUGGAAUAAUCUUGACCUCCUGUUCAAUCAAAAUCGAGCGGGCAGCGGAGACUUUAAAGAAGUAUCACUAGAUGAUGGCGAUGGUGAUGAAAGCCCUCGAGCAGAGGGUGAAGCUGCCAAAAAGAUUGGCUCAGAGUCGACAUCCACUCUUUCUGGCGUUGACUUUUCGAUCUUGAACACCUCCCUGAGGAGUAGGAGAACCUUUCGCUCGCUCUACGAGGAGCUUACAGAUCAGAUGCACAGGCAUUACAUCGUGGGAAACCGCACAUAUUCAGGGGAGAUGGCCCUCGCCGAUAUUGCACUGCUACGGUUCCGACAGGCCGAUUACGCCGCUGCUGCUUCGUACUUCCACCAGCUUGCUCCCUUUUAUGGGAACAAACAUUGGGUGGUUCUUGAAGGAACCAUGCUGGAGAUGUAUGCUCAGUGUCUGAAGGAACUCAACCGAACCGAAGAGUACGCGCGGUCAAUACUCCGUUUGUUGGCCAAAUAUGCCGCGUAUUCACAAUCUCGCCUGUCAGAGAGACAGAAGACCCUCGAGGCCUCCUCCAUCUUCACGGAGGAGUCGCCAGUCGCCUCAUAUGUACAAGAGUUAUUCGAUACGUCCGGUGUUCUUCAACGGGACGUCUCUGCGCCUUUGACGGAUUUUUUUGCGGAUCUGCAAUUCAGUCCAGCAAUUAUCCACCAUGAAGAUCGGGACGGGUUUCAAAUCGAGAUGUCUUUGCGAUUUUUGCUGGGGAAACAGAUCGACGUCGACUCCAUCAAAGUUCGCCUUGUCAACGCGGUGGGCUCGCAGAAUGAACACUGGAUCGAGAAGUCAAGCAAAUUCACCGUCAAGUCAUCAUUGACAAAGAUUCUAAUCAACUCCUCUACAACAUUACAAGGCAAGUAUUUUGUGGAUCGAGUUGAUAUGAGGACUGGCAACCUUGUGUUUUCCCUGGUUGGCAAGAACAAUUCCACAUUUCCCUUCUCCAAGGACGCCGGGGGCGCCGAGGAAGAGGAGAACCGGCCACAUAUCUACUGUUAUUCACCAACCGAGGGACUACAUGCGAAAAUCAUGUCUCCGCACCAUGUCAACCUGGAACAAAUGCGGACUUUGGAGGUUGAGCUUUACAGCGGGUGGAAUGAUAUCAAAACGGGCACCAUUCGAGUGCGGCCAGCCACGGCUGGUCUUCGACUGCGAGUCGCCGAGGCGGAAGUCGUGGAGGGGAUCAUCAACAUUGAUGCGCAGAACGAAACCAGCACCAUCGCGUUCAAUCGGUUCGGACCACGGUCGUCUGCCCGGUUCCGAAUCCCUUACACCCUGGAAGAGAAUCACGCCAUGCUUUCCGCGAGAGUCGAGGUGGGAUACGAGACGGAGCAUGGGAAAUUUUCCUACUCCUCCGCCUUCAACAUUGUUUCGGCCCUCCCCAUCAGUGUCAACGUGCAGGAUAUCUUCAAGCACGAUGCUCUCUUCUCCCGAUUCACCGUCGGUCCUGCCAUGCUGAUCCCGCUCCGGAUUCUAGAGUGUAAUAUCCCCAGUUCGGACGUGUAUGAGGUGGAACCUAGCAUGACCGGUCCGGUGGCGUACAGCGUGUUCCCCAAGCAGCCUGCUUCCCUCCUCUACAAGAUCCGCCAGCGCACUGACAGCGUGCCAUCGCCCGGGUCGCGGCGCUCCCUGCGACUGAGCGUGGACUUUACUUGCGUGGACGACGAAUGUCUGGACGUGGUAGAGAAGAAGUUCAAGGCGGACAUCGAGAGCAGCCCGUUCCGCCAAUACUCGAGACUCCUGGUUUCCCACGUCGUGGAGAUGUUCCGCAUGCAAUUGACCACCUCUGACAUGCAGAUGAUCGGACUCGUGCGAGAGAUCGAGAUGCUGUCGUAUGAGACGAUCCACUGGGAGAGCCUAUUGGGUUCAUUGAAGGGGGGUACCAACAACCUCCGCGACUGGCUCGUGAAUUGGCACCAGGCCCAUCCCACCCUUCAGCUCCCCGAUCAUCCUACCAUUCUCAGUCGACGUAUCGUCAUCCCUGUCGACAUCCCUGACGUGCAGGUGGUACACACCGCCGAACUUCGACUGCUCAACCUAUCUGACGAGCCGGCGCAUGCAGCGGUUGGUCAGAUGGUGGCCGCAGAGCUGCGGCUACGUCAUACGCGGCGAUGGUGUUACGCCGACAAUCUGGAGGCUGCAGGGGCGGCGCUCGAGUUCUCAUUUGAGAUGCACGCCAACCCGGAAGUGUGGCUCGUCGGCGGGCGGCGACGGGGCAACUUCACGGCGCAGGAAGGCGAGACGACAACCUUCUCGCUGAUCUUAUUGCCGCAGAAGGCAGGCCAUCUCCUCCUGCCUGGCGUGGAGAUCAAGACGUUUGUACCGACUGGGGGGGCGGCCACGAGCACCUCCUCCUCCUCCUCCUCCUCCUCCUCUUCAGCAGCAGCUGGAACUCUCUUGCAACGCAAACCUGUUCCAUGCGAGGUCGACUACCGUAACCACGGGGAGACGGUGCUGGUGCUGCCGGAUCUGAAGAAGACGACCGUCACGCUCUGCGCGUCGAGCGGCACUAAUCCGGGGGGAGGGUCGUGGCUUAUUGACUCGGAGCGGAGAUGAUAGUUGACUACAUAUUCUGUACUGAUAUAAUAAUAGAUAUUGACCCUAUACUCCUUCCUACUCUACUCUACUCAUAUGUAGUAUACUCAUGCACUACUCUAC
Penicilliopsis zonata CBS 506.65 is the source of this 4688-nucleotide messenger RNA. RefSeq lists its product as hypothetical. Gene Ontology annotation, cellular component: TRAPPII protein complex. Bases 129 to 4586 code for a protein of 1485 amino acids. Lineage: Eukaryota; Fungi; Ascomycota; Eurotiomycetes; Eurotiales; Aspergillaceae. Gene Ontology annotation, biological process: early endosome to Golgi transport; intra-Golgi vesicle-mediated transport. The transcript has 4 exons. The record is from RefSeq and is a predicted model, not a curated record.